Cyprinodon variegatus (sheepshead minnow) is the source of this 1753-nucleotide messenger RNA. RefSeq lists its product as uncharacterized. NCBI's taxonomy places the organism in Eukaryota, Metazoa, Chordata, Actinopteri, Cyprinodontiformes, Cyprinodontidae. The transcript has 5 exons. The record is from RefSeq and is a predicted model, not a curated record. Bases 159 to 782 code for a protein of 207 amino acids.
CUGUUCCCCCAGAAACUAAGGUGGUUGGUGAAAACAUCAGCAUUCACUGCCCUGUUGAUGAAAGUAGGAAAUUAGAAUUUUUGUACUUUCAAAAAAUUGUGGACAAGCAAGAUAGAAUUUUCUAUAAUGGAUAUCACUCUUCAAAACCUUUGGAACCAAUGCCAAACACAAAAAUGGACCCCAAAAACACAAUAAUGCACAUGUUUGGACUAAAGCUGUCCAACAGUGGUACUUAUGAAUGUUCCUAUAAGUAUAAACAUGACAAAAAUCCGGUCAAUAAGAAAUUGAUGCAUCUCAAUGUCACAGCCUUCUUCACUAAGCCUGUUAUCACACACAGAUGUGGCAACGAAAAUGGCAUACCACUGGAAUGUGAUGUGCAGUGUGAUUCAUAUAAUGGGCUACCAGGAAAAGAGAUAAGCUGGGAUUUUAAAGGAAAUAUCACCAAAGACAGGUGGAAGGUUUCGAAUCGAGUUAGAGACCCAUCCAGUACAGAGUUGGUUAAUAUCUCCAGCACUGCGACUAUCAACUGCUCCGGUGGUGAAGUGUUUGCAUUCUGCUUUAUCGACGACUCCAUGUCAAAUGUCUCAGUGUGUUCUCCCAAGGCCCCACCUGAGGCCCCACCUACCAUGACUAUUGCUGUGAUAGCUGCAACAGUUGUCUGUGGCCUUGUCGGGGUGUUGCUGCUAAUGAUUUGUUUAAUAUUAAGGAGAAGAAAUACAUGUACAGAAACAGAAGCAGCAAGGAAUGUAAUAGAGGAGUCCAUACAUUUAAAUUGUGUUUGAUGAGAAAAACUGGAUUCUUGAGAAUCUAAAAGAACAUUCGGACUGAAGCUCACCUGUCUUCCAGCAUGGGUUCUAAGCUAUCUGUCACUGAACUGAACAUGUGACCUAAAGCUUGCACAGGAACGCUCAACAAGUCUGUGACUCACCAGGGAAUGACUGCCAAUGCGUGGGCUCUCAAAGCACAGGGAAGUAUUUAGGUUUACCCAGGGAAGGUGUGCGUCAUUGAACAACCAUGGUUAACUUUCUAAGGAAAUGACAUUUGUGGGGGAGCAGAGUGAUGUCUCAGCCCACAAUAUAAAAAAACAUCUAAUGGGAACAUCUCAUGGGAAUAACAAGACGAGAAGCAAAACUAGACACACAAGCACUUCUAUGUUACACUGACUACCGCUGGAGUAAUUGCUCUAGGUUUAUUUCAAAACUGUUUUGAAUGUUUCUAUAUCCCAGCAAUACUAAGCAUUUUUAUUUUGGUCAUAAUACAACAAUAACAUAUUUUUUCUAAAAAUAACAAAGUUGUGUUAAAUGGAAAUAGCAUUGUAGCAGGCUGUUUAAGGAACUGUAAAUAUUUGUAUUGCAGUAUUUUUUAUAUAUUUUUUGCCCUUUUGUAUGUGCUGUCAGUUCCAAUAAGUGCAAUAUCUGUACAUUGAGGAGUUUUUUUUUUUUACUUUUUCAAAUGAGCUUGGAGAUUUUGUUUGGUUUUUGUUCUCAUGUACAAAAGAACCAUAUAUGUUUGGCUACAUCCAGUUAUUUAAGUAACGCCGUCCCACUUUUUCAGGAUGAUUAACAGUAAAAUGUCCACCCUGUUUGUUUGGCUCAGAGAAAGGUCUGAUAUAUCUGUUAUUUCCCUUUGCUUUGAAUUACCAGAGAGCUUUAAAAAGCUGCUUUCGUUUCCCUAAAAUGUGUGAAACAGUUCUCCUCAGGGACACUUCUGUCUUUUGUCCUUUUUUUGUUCUUGUACAUUUGUAAAAUAAUAA